Atta colombica is the source of this 1133-nucleotide messenger RNA. Its product is annotated as membrane-associated phosphatidylinositol transfer protein 2-like. The transcript is spliced from 2 exons. Lineage: Eukaryota; Metazoa; Arthropoda; Insecta; Hymenoptera; Formicidae. The record is from RefSeq and is a predicted model, not a curated record. The coding region runs from base 639 to 851 and encodes 70 amino acids.
UUAAUCUUUGUCCUGCUUUGUCCGCGCGCGAGACGUAUUACAAACGUGAGUGAUUUUUUUCCUCAACGUGCAAAAAUAUUCUACCAUUAACGCUAAAUGGUAGAAUACUUUUGCACAUUUCUGUGAUCAAGUGAAGUGAUAAUUUUUUUACAUUGCAACUAUUAUUUUACCUAAAUAAAUAUGGGCAAUAAAAAUCAAAAAGUUGAGGAGACUGCCUCCUCCUCGGUCCAGAUUUAAAGUGAUACAGUUAUUAUCGAUGUAAAUCAGUUACACAUUAACCAAUUAGACUUAUUCCAUCGCAUCAUCGAGAUUGUCGAUGAAAUCGGGUGACCUCACACAAGUGCAUAAAUAGUGCGUAAAUAGAAUUGCAUUUAAUCACCUCAAUUUCAAUGAGGCGAUGGAAAAAGAAGAAGAGGAAGAGGAAGUGGAGGAAGAAGAAGAGGUCGAAGAGGAGAACAUCCUGGAGAAUCUAGAGGAUCCUUUUUCUUUUCCCCCUCUGGAAUCUGCGGAGGAGAUAUCAUUUGAAGGAGAAUUAUUUGAAAUAAUAAAUUUUAAACUUAAUUUUAUCUAUCUCCUUAGCGCCCUGAUAAUCGGGCAGGAGAAGGAGAAGGAAUAACAAUUCAGCGGAGGAGAGUGAGAUGGAAGGUGUGGAGAAGUGCCGCGACGCAUUUUGGGGUGGACAUGGGAUCCGCGGCUGCGGCAGCGGCAACGGCGGCAGCGGCGACUGUGGUAGCAGCGGCGGCGGCGGUGAUGGCGGUGGUUCACAACGCAUUUGGAUGCGGAGUCCGCGGCGGCAACGGCGGGAUGUAUCACGUACAUUAAGACAAACUGUUAUGUUGUGCUCCUCAUAAGGAAAAAAAUCCUAUUUUGUUUAAUAUAAUAAUACUAUAUUGUAUUAAUUAAAGGAAAUAAUUUAUGUUUGUUGAUUAUUAUAAUAAUAUUAUAUUGUGUUAAUUAAAGAAGAUAAUUUAUGUUUGUUCAUGUUGUAUAAUAAUAAUAUGUUCUUAUUGUAUAAUAAAAAAUAAUAAUAUGUUAAGCCAGUGAAAGAUGUGUAUUAUAUAUGUGUAUAUAGUUGUUAAUCAUUUAAUAUGUAAUUAAAAACUAUAAUAAGUAAUUAAAAAUAAUUUCAUUAA